This is a messenger RNA of Priapulus caudatus, 785 nucleotides long. RefSeq lists its product as uncharacterized. The transcript is spliced from 5 exons. The record is from RefSeq and is a predicted model, not a curated record. Lineage: Eukaryota; Metazoa; Priapulida; Priapulimorpha; Priapulimorphida; Priapulidae. The coding region runs from base 180 to 785 and encodes 201 amino acids.
GGGGGCUGACUCAUUGCUCGCAGCAUUGAUAGUCACACUGCGCUAGCCCGUACGAGAGAGAUCCGCCGAUAUACUAUACACAUACAAGCACGCAAACGUGAGCGUCGAUAGUUAGAUCUACGGAGCGUGGCAUCUGUUCGACCAGGUUGUGAAGUCCAGCGCGUCAGCACUAAGUGAAGAUGAAAACCGCAGGUCCGCGUGCGUCGCUCGCCCUGCUGGUCGUCGGCUGCCUCCUAGCGGCGACAGCGACGACGACGGCGUUCGCGACGAUGAUGCAUCAGUCUGACGGAGUGAACGUCUACGAUGAGUUCGUGAAGUUGUUCAACAGUCGCGCCAUCACGCUGGAGAGCGUGCAGCUCAUCCGCCAGAACCUGCUCGCGAGGCUCACCUACUGCUCGACCUCCCCGCACGUCUGCGACGACUGCCUACCGACGGAGACGCUCUUCGACAUUGCCGCCAACGUGUCUGACAUUGACGCCGGACUCGACGAGUCGCAGUUUCACCGAGUCUCCGUCGUCAUGUUCUACGCCGCUCUCUACCCGGAGCGCGUCUGCCGGGCCCCGUCGCUCGACUACCUCGACUAUCGCGUCGGCAUGUUGAGCGCCCACAGGGAACCGACGCAGCAGGCGGACACGUUCAGCGUGCAGCAGCUGAGAGAGAUCCUGCGCCAGAUUAACGCCACCUACACGGCGACACGCAGUCAUGGGUUGCUAGAGGCAGUGCGAUCAGGAGCCUGCAGUACGGUACGGAGCCUGCAGUACGGUACGGAGCCUGCAGUACGGUAG